UCCAGGUGAGCUGACGGGAUGCCCAGGUUUCAGGAGGUGGAGUCAGGCCAGGCCCCGCCCCCCGGCGCCGGCGGCCUGGUUGCUAAGCGAUACAGCAUCCUGCGGAGUCUGGGCCGAGGCAGUUUUGGGUCAGUUUACCUGGUUCGGGACAACAGAGCUUCAGACGGAGAGCAGCUGAAGGUGUUGAAGCAGAUCCCUCUGGGCGACCUGCGCCCCGACGAGACGGUGCGAGCCACCCAGGAGGCCCAGCUGCUGUCCGGGCUGCACCACCCGGCCAUCCUCUCCUUCUACCACAGCUUCCUGGAGCGGGACGCCUUCUGCAUCGUCACCGAGUUCUGCCAGGAUCGGGAUCUGGACUGUAAGCUGGAGGAGGUGAGACGAGAGGGGCGGAGCCUCCCUGAAACGCAGGUCGUUGAUUGGCUCGUCCAGCUGCUGCUCGGUCUUCACUACAUGCACGCCAGGCGAGUCCUCCACCGAGAUCUGAAGGCCAAGAACAUCUUCCUGAAACGAAACCUCGUUAAAAUCGGGGAUUUCGGAGUUUCCUGCCUGCUGAUGGGAUCAUGUGACCUGGCCACCACCUUCACAGGGACGCCGUACUACAUGAGCCCCGAGGUGCUGAACCAUCAGGGAUACGACUCCAAGUCUGACAUCUGGGCUCUGGGCUGCCUGCUCUAUGAGAUGUGUGUCCUGUCCCAUGCCUUCCAGGCUCCCAGCUUCCUGGCGGUGGCAAUGAAGAUCGUGGAGGGAGAAACUCCGGCGCUGCCCGCCCGCUACUCUGCCGAUCUCAACGCUGUCCUGCAGAGGAUGCUGCAGAAGGACCCAGCAUCCAGACCUUCGGCUGCAGAACUUCUCAACACCUCCUUCAUGGAGGACAGCAUGAAGAAAAUGAAGGACAGGUUUGUGUCGAAAGACGAGAGCAAGAAAGACGCCGAGCUCAUCGCCAGGAACAUGAAGACGAAGGUUCACCUGCAGACGCUGAUGGAGAGGUCGGAGGUCGAGCAGAUGACGCCCAGAGAGAGAAUGAGGCUCCGCAAACUGGAAGCUGCUGACGAGAAGGCAAAGAGACUCAGAGAGGACGGAGCCUGCCGAAGUCAACCAAUCAGCAUCCAGGACCACGGAGGGUCACCAGGAGGCUCGCAGCCAAUCCUGAUGAAGCAGGAGGACGGCGAGAUGUCGGAGUCGGAGGUGCACGAUAUCCCAGAGGACCCUCAUGCUGCAGAAGUUUAUUACAACCAGGACGGAUUUGAUUCGUGUUCAGAGGAAGAAGAGACGACGACACCUGCAGAGACACUCUACCUGUCGGACCCACAGGUCAGUGAGCUGGAGGCCUUGAUGAAGCACAUGCAGAAAGUUCUGGAAGAGGAGCUGAGCGGAGACCCAGAGGAGCCAGAGGCCCCUCGGGGCCCUCGGGGGCCCUCGGUAAUCAACAGCAGCCUCCUGCAGACCAGAAUCCAACACCUGAGAGAGUCCGUGUGCAGCCGCGUGGGCUCCGACGUCUUCCAGAAGCUGUACGAGGACGCGAAGGAGGCCCGGCGGCGUGGCGGCGGCGCCGGGGCUGUGAGGCGCCCGCCGGACCAACCGGGCGCUGCCGUCCAGGUGGACCAGCUGCUGUUCUACGAGGAAGAGCUGCAGAGAGUCAGACAGCAGCGGGACACUAACUGA
Molecule: messenger RNA, 1662 nt
Organism: Perca flavescens (yellow perch)
Lineage: Eukaryota; Metazoa; Chordata; Actinopteri; Perciformes; Percidae
Gene: nek11
Product: NIMA-related kinase 11
Exons: 14
Coding region: 19-1662 (547 amino acids)
Biological process (GO): protein phosphorylation
Molecular function (GO): ATP binding; protein kinase activity
Source: RefSeq, a predicted model, not a curated record